AUGAUAGUCAACAAAAAGCAAUUGACUAUCAGGUUUCAUGUUGAUGAUGUGCUAGCGAGCCACAUGGAGGAUCUCUUUACAUGGAUAAACGAGAGAUACGGGGGACUAAAGGAAGUGACCUGCACACGGGGACGAGUUCGCAACUAUCUGGGAAUGACAUUGGAUUAUUCAAAGAAAGGAAAGCUGAAGAUUCGAAUGGACGAUUAUGUUCAAAGAAUGCUCGACGAGUUUUCUGUCAAGUUUAAAGAGGAUGACAAACAGGAAACACCUGCUGGCAAUAAUUUGCUGGAGGUAGGAAAAGGAAAAAUAUUGGAUAAAGAUCAACAGACCGAGUUUCAAAGGUUUGUUGCAAAACAUUUGUUUUUGACCAAACACGCGCGUCUGGAUAUGCAUCCGACGGUGGCAAUUUAG
This is a messenger RNA of Cylindrotheca closterium, 411 nucleotides long. Lineage: Eukaryota; Bacillariophyta; Bacillariophyceae; Bacillariales; Bacillariaceae. The record is from the annotation of a GenBank genome assembly.